Molecule: messenger RNA, 3616 nt
Organism: Eupeodes corollae
Lineage: Eukaryota; Metazoa; Arthropoda; Insecta; Diptera; Syrphidae
Gene: mys
Product: integrin beta-PS
Exons: 9
Coding region: 201-2747 (848 amino acids)
Biological process (GO): integrin-mediated signaling pathway; cell-matrix adhesion; cell adhesion mediated by integrin
Cellular component (GO): cell surface; focal adhesion; integrin complex
Molecular function (GO): integrin binding
Source: RefSeq, a predicted model, not a curated record
UCUCUCAAAACUCUUCGAAACUCGGUGACAAUCGGACGACGACGACGGCAGUGCGAUUGUAGAAUUAUAUUUUUUCUAAUUUAUUUCCUCCCUGAUGGAAAUAAAAACCACAUAAAACUCAAGAAAUCUUUAACACACACACUUUCUUUAUCUUCCACAAUUUAAUAUCACUAAGAAGGAUUUUGUAUAAAUCCACAAACAUGACUCGAAACAGUAGACUACUAGAAUUUCUAGCACUCUUUGUGUUUCUCGGCUCUUUCGUUAUCAUCGCCGAAUCACAAAUUGCCGAAAAAUAUACCCAAAAUCAGUGUGUCAAUAAACGUACAUGUCAUGAAUGUAUACAGACAAAAAGUUGUGCCUGGUGUAUGAUGCCAAAUUUCACUGACAAACCAAGAUGCUUCCAGCCAAGCAUCCCACCCUUCGAUAUCUGUCCAGAACCUUAUACAUUUAAUCCAAGUUCCGAAAGAACUAUUAUACUUAAUCGAAGUUUAACAAAAGCCGGCUCAAUAAGCAGAGGCGGACAGAUGGUAUCAGGAGGAAGCUAUGAAGCUGGUUCUUCUUAUAGUGCAAGUGGAUCAAGUUAUCAAUCGUCCGAGUAUGGAUCUUCAGCAAGAGGAUCGAGCAGCUCGUCGGGAAGUUUUAGUGCUUCAAGUGAUUCUAUUGUUCAAUUGAGUCCACAAAGAGUCAAUCUUAAAUUGAGAAUAAAUGAACCAUCUAGAUUAAAUUUCCGUUAUUCACAAGCUCAAGAUUAUCCUGUCGAUUUGUAUUAUCUUAUGGACUUGUCAAAAUCCAUGGAAGACGAUAAGAAGAAACUCUCAACUCUGGGUGAUAGAUUAUCGGCGACAAUGAGAAAUAUUACAUCAAACUUUAAAUUGGGCUUCGGAUCGUUUGUCGAUAAAGUUCUAAUGCCAUAUGUUUCAACUAUACCCUCCAAACUGGCAGAGCCAUGCCAAGGUUGUAAAGCUCCCUACGGUUAUCGCAACCACAUGACUUUGAAUGUAGACACAAGGAAAUUUUCUGAAGAAGUACAUAAUGCUUCUGUAUCAGGAAACUUGGACGCACCCGAAGGUGGUUUCGAUGCAAUUAUGCAAGCUAUUGUUUGUCGCGAUCGCAUUGGUUGGAGAGAUCAAGCUCGUCGUCUUUUGGUCUUCUCCACAGAUGCAGGAUUCCAUUAUGCUGGUGAUGGCAAACUCGGUGGAGUUAUUGAACCCAACGACGGACAUUGUCAUUUAGAUGACAACGGUCUAUAUACACACUCGACCAUUCAGGAUUAUCCUAGUAUCUCUCAGAUUAAUCAUCAUGUUAAGAAAAAUUCAAUAAACGUCAUCUUCGCCGUUACUUCAACUCAAAUUAAUGUUUAUAAACAAUUAUCACAACAUAUUGAAGGAUCAUCAAGUGCUGUGUUGUCCGAUGAUUCAUCGAAUGUGGUCGAAUUAGUCAAAGAGGAAUAUGAAAAAAUUUCAUCUUCAAUCGAAAUGAAAGACAAUGCAAAUAGUUAUGUGAAAAUUCAAUAUUAUUCAAAUUGUUUGAAUGAAAAUGCUAGUCCAAUUCCAACUUACAAGUGUGAUGGCAUUAAAGUUGGAAAUACGGUUAAUUUCAGUGCUGAAAUCACUGUCACCGAGUGUCCAUCAAAUCCCAAAGACUGGAAACAACAAAUUCAAAUCUAUCCCGUUGGUAUCAAUGAAACUCUGAUCGUCGACUUGGAAAUGCUCUGCAGCUGUCCUUGUGAAAAUCCAGACCAUGCAUCGUUCGAACGGAAUUCGACCAAGUGCCAUAAUCAAGGAGAUUACAUGUGCGGAAUUUGUGAAUGCAAUGAGUUCAAUUUCGGUCGCACUUGUGAAUGCUCUAACUCGAAUAUUCAAGCCGAUACAGACCCCUUCAUUUGCAAAGCCGACAAUGUAACUGAUGUCGAAUGCAGUGGACGUGGAAACUGUGUGUGCGGUAUUUGUGAAUGCGAUAAGCGACCAAAUCCCGAAGAGGUGUAUUCUGGAAAAUACUGCGAGUGCGAUAAUUUCUCGUGUGAUCGUCAUAAUCAAUUGCUUUGCUCUGGCCCAGAUCAGGGUACUUGCAACUGCGGAGUUUGUGAUUGUAAGCCCGGUUGGACUGGAUCAGCUUGUGAUUGUUUAGCCUCGAACGAUACCUGUAAGGUGAAUGGUGAGGGAGAAAUUUGUUCAGGACACGGAGAGUGUGAAUGUGGCGUUUGCAAGUGUAUAGUAUCUGAAGAGGGUCGUUAUUCUGGUACCUAUUGUGAAAACUGUCCCACCUGUACCAAACGUUGUCUCGACCUUAAGGAUUGUGUUCAAUGUCAAAUGUGGAAAACAGGACCACUGAAAGAUGAAGCUGCCUGCGCUGCUAAUUGCACACUCUUUGUUCCAAUUACCGAAGAGAAGAAUGUAAACGACGAAGAUGCAAAUCGCGUUCCUUGCUCGUACUAUGACGAAGAUGAUUGCCGAUUCAAAUUCAAGUACACCGAAAUUGACGGCAAAAUCACAGUCUAUGCCCAAGAAGAGCGCGAAUGUCCACCCAAAGUGUUUAUGUUGGGUAUUGUAUUGGGAGUGAUUGCAGCUAUUGUUUUAGUUGGUUUGGCCAUUUUGUUGCUGUGGAAAUUGCUGACAACAAUUCACGAUCGACGAGAAUUUGCGCGAUUCGAAAAGGAGCGCAUGGCUGCUAAGUGGGAUGCUGGUGAAAAUCCAAUCUACAAGCAAGCCACAACGACAUUUAAGAAUCCCACAUACGCUGGAAAGUAAUAAGUUCGCUGCUAAUUGUGGAAGAUAUUUUAUUUAAUUUUUGUUUUCUGUUUUUUGUACCGAACACCGUCGCGUCGUCGUUUUGUUGAACGAAUUUGAUAAAAAAGUAUUCAAAAAGGAUAAUUUUAAAACUGCCGUAAGCUAGUGUUGCACUAUUUAUUAAAGUCUUCCCUAAUGACUUACUCCAACGAGUAUCAAAUCCAGUAUCUUAUCUUAUUUUUAUCGAACAUUAAAUUUGCACAACAUGACGGUGAUGAUUUAUUUUAACGAAUUAAGCGAUACAAUUUAUUUUAAACAACAAAUCUGUGUCUUAAGAAAUCAAAAAAAAAAAGAAAAUAAAACUAAUCAUGUGUGCCUGCUACUUACAUAAAUAUUUUAUGUAUAAAAUAAUAAUUUUAAAUAUUUUUUUGUUUAGCAAACAAAUCUAAACACAUGAUUUAUCAACUGCUGUUUGAAUCAUGCCGACUACUUAACUAAAUAAAAUAGACAGGUUUUCUUUUUUAAAUAUACAUAAAUAAAUAUUAAAGAAACAAAUAAAACGUCCACCGACAGAAAUCGUGUUGAUUUCUAUUUUGGUGUUUCCAACAGAUAAAUAAUUAAGCCUAUUUAUACUUUUAUACGUCAUUAUUAACAAUGCAGAUUUUAAUUUUGUGUUUUUUAACACUAGAAAGAUAAAAAAGAAACAACACUUUUAUAAUCAAAAGAAUUGUGUGCCUAUUAAUGCAUCCUUGUCUUUUUUGGCGGGAUAACCGAAAGAAAAAAAUUAUUAUUGUAUAGCCAAAUUAAUAUUAUAUAAAUAUAUGUAACUUUUAAAUUUAUACACCAUAGACUUAAUCAAGCGAUUAAUUCUCUAAAACAAAAAAAAACAA